AUGAUUGUCCUGAGAUAUAAGAUAGGACCUACAAUGGCUGUUCUUAGACAAGACAUCGAUCAAAAUAUUCAGAGAUUAGAGAAGGUUUGUGAAACAGAUCCUUGUGUUUACUCCAAUUUGGUUGAGAUUCUGAAGAAAGAAAAGAAGGAGGGAACAUCCAAGAUGGUUGCUAGUUGCAGUAGAGCUCUUCUUUGGCUCACUAGGACAAUGGAUUUUACCACGGGUUUAUUACGAUUGUUGUCGAAAGAGAUGUCGUCGAAAAUGGAAGAACUUGUAGAAGAAUGCUACAUGUCGACUUUAAAACCGCAUCAUGGAUGGAUCGCGUCUGCUGCUUUCAAAGUGUGUUUGAAGCUAGUGCCUGACAAUAAGACGUUCAUGGAUGCGAUCGGUGCAAGAGACGAGAGCAAUGAGACCCUUAGAGAAGACAUUAACACCUUAAGCUCAUUAUUGACACCUAUUCUCAAAGAAAUUUACCGUGUUCUGGAACAAUACGAGUUGAACAGAUUAAGAUCGAUGUAA
Molecule: messenger RNA, 519 nt
Organism: Arabis nemorensis
Lineage: Eukaryota; Viridiplantae; Streptophyta; Magnoliopsida; Brassicales; Brassicaceae
Source: the annotation of a GenBank genome assembly